This is a messenger RNA of Paramecium tetraurelia, 7899 nucleotides long. RefSeq lists its product as uncharacterized. Lineage: Eukaryota; Ciliophora; Oligohymenophorea; Peniculida; Parameciidae. Gene Ontology annotation, molecular function: calcium ion binding; cysteine-type endopeptidase activity; cysteine-type deubiquitinase activity. Gene Ontology annotation, cellular component: cytosol; nucleus. The record is from RefSeq and is a predicted model, not a curated record. The transcript is spliced from 5 exons. Gene Ontology annotation, biological process: protein deubiquitination.
AUGAAUAUUGAAGAGUUGAAGGAGUCAUUAUAGAGAUUGGUAUAGUCAUAGGAGUAAGUUAAAAUGGAUUAUUAAAGUUGUCAGAAUGAUUUGGAGAUAAUAUGGUAAUAGAUCCAACAUUAAGUGGGUUUGGAUUUGAUAUAUCAAAGUGGAAAGGCAGUGAUUGAAUUGAGAUAGUAUGCGAUGGGAUGGAAGUAAGCAAAUAGGAUCUUGUCGCAUAUAGUGAAGGUGUGUUUAAGUGCGAAGGAACAGAUAAAGGCAUGGGAAACGAUGAGGAUUGUGAUGGAUCCAGACAAGCAAAUAUAUAAAUGUAUCAGUAAUAAAACGAUGAGAUAGUUUUCACAUCAUGAAUUUACACAGCAUGAGUUUUGUGCAGAAUUGCAAGAAGGUUAAUAAGUGGAUGCAUUGUAUGAUGAUGAGAAAGGAAAUGUGAUAGGUUGGUGUAGAGCGACGAUUGACAAGUUGAAUGAGAAAUUUGUGUGGGUCAAAUGGCAUGAGAAUGAUGAUAAGAGGAAGAUUGUCAGAUACUCCAUGGAUUUGGCACCAUUUAAAAGCAAGGUUACAGAUGAAGAAUGGCAAUGGAGACAUUCUCUAUAGCCUGGAGAUCUGAUUGAUUGUUUAGAUAAUAGACAAUGGCAGAAUGCUACUAUUAUUGCUGCAUUGAAGGAGGAAGAAGUCGAAUAUAUCGUUGGCUUUAGGGUUUAUGAUGAAAAAGGCAAUCUCUAUGAUUAGAUGGGCAAGAGAUACUUCGGUUGGAAUUCGCAAUAUGAUGAAAGAAUUCGAGCAGUUAGUCCUAGAAUUCAGAAAAAAAAUACCUUUUCUAAAGGUCAAUAUCCAAUUCCUUAUAGUCAGGAAGAUAUCAUCCAGGAUUGCAAUGACUUCCUAUAUCCUGAGAAUCACUAUGCUAUUCCCAGAUUCUAGACAAAACAAACUCGUCGUUCAAUUGUUCUUACUUAGAUGAUCAAUGAUUUUGGAUCUUAAGGAUUGUUUCAAUAUAUUUUGGAAUAAAUCUAAGCUAAAUGCACUAUCGACUUUCUUCAUCUUUAUAUGCAAGUUCUCAAUAACAUCCAUGAAAUGUUACACAGAUAGUUUGUUAGUAAUUAUGUCCCUGCUUUGUAAGUUGCUGUGUAAAACAACAUUUUAUAGUCUACAGAUAAUAAUCUGCGUAAUUUCUCAGCUCAGAAAAUUACAGACAUUUUGCAGUCAUUGUCCAAUUUAUUGAAAAGAGUGUACCCUAUCUAAAGAAAAUCAGAAAUCAUUGAUAGAUUUGAUUUAGAUAUUGCAUAUAAAUGUUUCACUAGUGAUUUUUUGGAGAGAAAAAUCUAGGGAUUGAAAGCCAUUUAAGAAUUGAUCAAACGAACUAAAGACCUAUUUAAUUAAUAUGGAAUGCAAGAAUACCAAAAGCAAGCUGCCAUUCAAAUGAUACUGGAAUGGUUGAAUGAGAAGAAGAUUUUUGAAACCUUAUAUGCUGGUUCAGGUAAUUCCCAUUUAGUUUAAAGAAGUGGGGAAUUCUUUAAGUUCCUGAUUGAGGAAAGAAUGAUUGGAAUCCAGAACCUCAAGGAUAUUUGGAAUAGUUUAGAAAAGGCAGAAUAUGAACAUAAAUUGGCCAUUUACAAAUUAUUUAAGGAUGCCUCGAAUUCUCUAGAGAAGGAAUGGUUGGAUUUCUUAACUGACGAAAUUUGUAACAGAGACCCUAAACAAGUGAACAAAGAUGAAUUGGAUUUAUUGUAAGAUAUUAUUAAAUCAAAUCAUAAGUAUAAGGAGGGUUAUAUUACAAAAUGUUGUAAUUACUAUUGGAAUGUCUUAAAGAAUGGGUAAUUGAAUUAGACUCUUUUUGAGUACUAUCUAGCUUAGUAUAUAGAGUAAGUGACAUCAUUUGAAAUGAGGCCACAUAAGGGAGUACAAAUUAAGAUGAUCGGAGAAAGCAUAGUAAAAUAAGAAUCAGCUAGUAUUGGAUUGAGAGUGCUUAUUAAAUUGAUAGAAAAGUUGGAUAUCUCGCCAGCAACUUGGGAAUAAUACACUCGUAAUGGUGCACUAACAGAUCUAUAAUCUUAAUGUGGAAUUAUUGAACAAAUAUUUACAUAAAUUAGAGAAAUCAAAAAGUAAUAAAUUAGCUUAGAGGAAAUCAAAGUUAGAAUGCAGUUUAUAUAAAUGUUCUAUUAGAACAUUAGCACUUAUGAAUAUCGUCUAACAUUCAAUGUUAUAUCCACUCUAUGGGAAUUGUUAGUUUGCUAAUCUGAAUGUUAAUCUGAAAAAGAUCUAGUUUAUAAAUGGUUUAGCUCAUUGUCAAAUUAGGAUGGACAGUCUUAAUUGACAUCAAUGGUUGAAAUAUCUGAACUUAAGACUUUUUUCAUUUAGAAAAUGGCUAAUGAUUUGGCUCAUUUGAAUGAAGAAGGAUUUAAUUGUCUCAAGACUGUAUUAUCCACAAUUAAUAAAUUUGAGAGUUUUGGUUUUGAUGUCUUAUGGUAAAUAAUAUUAGAAGGGGAAAAUGAAAAAGUCUCUUAGAUGGCUAUUGAAUAUAUCCAUUCAUUCUAAAUGACUAUUGAGGAAUUAUUUAAUAAAUUGUAAGAAAAUAAGAUAUAAAAUUAAAAAUUACUAAGAUGUUUAUUAGUAUUAGAAGAUUUCAUAGAUUAAAGUGAAGUAAAUGGAGUUGGAAACUUAAAGAGUUUGAAUGCUCUCUCUUAAGGUGAAGAACUUUCAAUCUAAAUAUAAUAUGAAAAUAGUUAGUAAAGAAGAUUUACAAUAAAAAUAAAUGACAAUUAAACAAUUGUAGAAUUACGAUUGGCAAUCAGUAAGGUGAUUAAACUAUAAUGGGAUGCCAUAGGUUUGAAUAGUCUUAAAGGUGAAAUAAAGUUUACAGAGAAUGGUAAGAUGAUAAAGGAUCUAAGAUUAAAGAAAGAUGAAAUAAUUAUGGUUUUUAAAAGACAAGUGAAGGAUGCCCCUGAGACAUAAUUAUUGGAUGGGGAGAACUUAUCAGAAUAAGCUAAGGUAGUGUUCGCAGAAAUCUUCAGUGAAUAUUCAACUGAUGGCAAAAUGACAAAAGAGAAUUGUGCUAGAUUUGUAACUGGAUGCACUGGUAAUCCAUGUAGUAUUGAUGAUGCUAACAUUUAACGAACAUUUGAACAAUAUGAUAGGGACAAAGAUUAGAUCUUAACUCUAUAGGAUUUCUAUGACUUUUAUACUGAUUCAGUCAGAACCAAAAGGUCGACUGUUUGGUUGAAUUUACAAACCUUACACUAUAGAAAUGAUUUAAUAAGAGGAGAUCGAGUACCUCUGCCUGAAAUCAAUGCUUAGCAAUUACCAAGAGGAUAGAUUGUUUAAAAUUAAGAAUAUUUAGAGUUGCUAUUCGAAUUCCUCUAAAAUUCUAGCAAUGAGGUUCAAGAGAAAACUUGGUAUCUAUUAAGAAGAUUACCACCUUCUCCUUAAUUGAUCAAGCAGAUGUUAACAUUUGAGAACAUCACCUAACCAACUGAUUGGGAUUCAAUCUUAGUGAGCAGUCAUUAUAGAUUGUUAUACAGUUUGUAUAUUAUUGAAUUUCUGAUGAACCAAUAAGAUUCCAAUCAUUUAUAGGCACUUAUAGAGGAUUAAGAUAUUCUCACAUUAAAGGAUAAAUGGAUGAGUAAGUUCUUGCAAUUGGGGGGGUUUGAUAGAUUAUUGCAGUUUUUCAAAGAGUAUUAAGGUAAGAGUGUUAGUACCUUAUCGCAAAUAGAGAAGGAGAUAUUAUCAUUUUUAUUAAACACAUUUUAAAAUUAUAUUAUCGCUGCUUGUGCUGCUUACAUUCCUAAUCUGUAUAAGGCAUCAAGAGGAAUUUAAUUAAUUAAACCAUUGGAUUAAGUGUUAUUGGAUAUUAGAUAAUCAGAAGAGUCGGAAGAAUUUCAACUGUUGGUUUAGAAAUUGAAGGAAAGUAAAUUAGGAGAUGAUAUUAUAGAGAAAAUCGAAAAUUUCAUCCCUGUUUUAAUACAUCUGAUACAAGAAUUGUUAAAAUGCAAUGAGUUGGAAUAGGAAGACAGAUAAAUUAUUGAACAUAGCAUAAUAAUUGUAAUAGUUAUAUUGCUGAAUAAUCAGAAAUUAUUGGCAACAAGCAUUGAAAACAUUGAAUUUAUCAACAUAUUUUUCAGUGGCAUCUUUACUGGUACAUCUGAUACCUUGCGUAAUCUAUUUAGCAGAGCAAUUCUAGUACUUUGCCAUGAAAGUUAAAAGAAAAACAAUUAACCAACAAGAAUCAUGUUAUAAUAAUUGAUAGUGAUGUAAAACUCUUAGGGUAAUUCAGCCCAAUAUUAUGAAUUAUUGAGUCAAUUAAUAGAUAGUGCUUUUGAGACUGAAGAAUCUUAACAAUUCAUUGAUUAUUAACAGCUAAGUCAAUAAAUGUUUCAAAAUUUAAUGAAUUACAAAAGUUAGGAAAAUAGAUAGAAGAAUACUCCUACUGAUAAAAUAUUGGUUGGUUUGUUGAAUCUUUUGACUAAGUUAUAUAGAUUCAUUAAAUAACCAAUUGAUGAUAUUAUAUUCAAUAAUUGUCUCUUCAGCAUGUCAGAAGACAAGGAGAUUAAAUGCAAAUCUGUAGAAAGCAGACAAGUAGCCUUUAAAUUGCUCCAUAAUCUAGCUUAAAAAUAGAACAUUGAUACAAUAGUAACAAACCUACAACAACUAAGUUAAAAAAUACCAACUAUAAAUAGAUGGAAUUACAUCCCCUCAAGUGAUAUGAGAAGUCACCUUGGGUAUUGUGGUAUCAAAAAUCUCAGGUGUAUUUGUUACAUGAACGCUAUGUUAUAAUAAUUUUACAUGAUAAAACCAUUUCGAUAUGGCAUUCUGUAAGCUAAUGAUCACAAAGAUGUCGAUUUGUAAUUGAGUAAAACAGGAUUCACAUAUGAUGAUAAUGUAUUACAUCAGUUGCAAUAAAUGUUCAGUUAUUUAGAACAAUCAGAUCGUAUUGAUUACAAUCCUUAAGAAUUUUGUGCAGCAUUUAAAGAUUAUGCUGGUGAGCCAGUCAACAUAUUUGUUUAAUAAGAUGCACAAGAAUUCUUAAAUAUGAUUUUUGAUAAGUUGGAGAAUCUGUUGAAGGAUACUGUCUAUAAAAACAUUAUGGAUGGAGUAUUUGGUGGAAAGACUUGUACAUUGAUACAAUGCUAAAAUUGUAAGGUAACAAAAAGCAAGGAAGAAAUAUUUUACAAUUUAUCUUUACCGAUCAAGAAUUUAAAGAAUUUGUAGGAGUGUUUUGAUAAAUUUGUUUAAGGAGAGCUUAUUUCUGAUUUCAAAUGUGAAAGUUGUAAUUAGAAAGUGGAUGUGAACAAAUGUUAACAAUUGGCUCAUUUGCCAAAUAUAUUAAUUUUACAUCUCUAAAGAAUUGUAUUUAAUUUAGACACUUUUAUGAAUGAUAAGAUCAAUACAAGAUUGGAAUUCCCAAUCGAUUUAGAUCUGCAAUAAUACACGAUUAACAAAGAUCAAUGCACAUCAUAUAAAUUGGUUGGAGUAGUUGUUCAUGUUGGUUCUGCUGAUGUAGGACACUAUUUCAGUUAUAUAGAUAUCAAAAAUUAAGAUCAAUGGCUAGAAUUUAAUGAUCAUAAAAUUAAGGAAUUUAAAUUAAAGUAAAUGGAACAAGAAUGUUUUGGAGGAUCAAGUAAUUUUGACUAUAAUGAUGUUUGGGGAACAGGGUUUAGAGAGAAUUCUCAAAGUGCUUAUAUGCUCAUUUAUGAAAAAGUUCAGAAGGAUCAAAUAUCUUUAGUAUUCAAUAAUGAACAAGAACUGUAAAAUCACAUAGAUUUAUUUGAUAAUUACAUAAUCGAUCAGAACUAAAAGAAUGUAUUAUAGGUUGACUAUAACUCAUUGAAACCUUAUAUUCCAACUGAAUAUCAAUAGAAAGUGAAUUGCGAUAAUCAGCAAUUUUUAUUAGAACGCAACUUGUUCAAUUAAGAUUUCUUGAAAUUUAUUCUAGAUGUCAGUGAAUUUGUAAAUGAAAGUAAUGCAUCCAAGAUGAUAGAUGUGUUAAUUAAGUUUAAUUACGAUCUGUUGUCAAGAGCAUAUGAGAAUUCAUUGAUGGAUUAAUUUAAUGCCAAAAUUUUAUAAUUAAUUUAAUAAUAUCCAAGUAUCAGUUACCUUGAUUUGAUUUACUUUGGUAAAUUAAGCAAAGUAGUGGAUUUACUAUUAGUGUGUCCUGAAGCAAGGACACGAAAACACAUUAGCAAAUUGCUAUCAACUCUAUUUAAUCAAGCAAUUUAGUUAGAAGGCUAAAUCACAUAGAAAUUAAAUGAAGGAUUAGAUCAGUUAUUCUUAAUGAUUCAAGAUUAAGUACCUAAGAAUUGGUCAAGAUAUGAGUUUUAUUUUCAAUUUUGGUUAGAUUUUUUGUAAGGAGGUAGACCUUAAUAAGAAUAUUUAAUGAAAAAAAACAUGGUCUUGUAUAUGAUAGAUUUUGUACUAGAUAAAAGCAGUCCGUUGUAAUUAUAUGAGAAAAAAGUUUAAAUGGGUAAUGCCUAUGUGGCCAUGAAUAUACAAAUCUAACUUCAAAUUGUAACUGCUCUUUUGAAACAAAAUCAAUAAUUAAGUUUGAAUGAGAAAAAAUUAUUAUAUUCUCCUAAGUUCUACGAUAAGAUAUUGAAAACUAAAGUGGAAGAUAUCUUACCUGUGAUAUUAAGGUUAUCUUAUAAGAAUAGGUACUUCUCUGAGAUUAUUUCUGGAUGUAUUAUGCGUGGUAUGUCAAAUGGGGAUGUUGAUGAAUUCAAAAACUAUUUAUCUGUAGCUAAAUCGUUUUUAUUGAUUGAAGAUGAUCUCUAAAUUGAAAGAUUGGAAUGGUUAAUUGGGAUUCCAUCAUCCAAACAAAAGGAGACCACCAAGAUUUAUGAUAAUCAAUUUUCCGAUAUAGCCUCGUUUGGUUUAUAUGGUCUAUCAAGUUUGGAAGAAGACUAUUGGACCUUUGCCAGUCCAUUGGGAUGGUCAAAUUGUUUGUUUGAUUACUUCUGUUCUCAUAGGAUGAGUAAAAACAAUGAUAUUCAAUGUCUAUUAAUUCUUAAGUGUUGCCUCUCCAUAAGUUUAGAAAGUCCAAUUUGCUUCAAUUACAUCUCAAAUCUGCCAUGUGUGAAUUAUCAAUAUAAAUAUAAUGAAGAAAUAUUCAAGUCCUUUUUAGAAACCUUCAUUUUAGAUACAAAAAGAUUCUAUUCUUAAAACAAUCGUAAGUAGGAAUCUGAAGAAGUUAAACUACUACUUGAAGAGUAUCAAAAGAGAUUAGAUUAAAUUCGAGAUCCCACUAAACCUCAGUAUGAUUAUAUCAUUGGCAAAUCUGUUGAAGUUGCCAAAGUAACUAAACUUCUGUAUCUAUUCAAUCCAACCACCAAAGAGGAAUUGACAGCAAAUGAAGCAUCUCCAAACUUUAAUUAAAUCAAAUCAUAAAUUGAUGAUGGAACACUCCACAAAAUCAUCACAUUAGAAGAAAAAGUCUACACUACAUAUGUUUGUGAUAAUCUACCUACUGGUUAAACCAAUGAGGCAUUACCUCAAUAAUAUGUAAAAGGAACUUAAAUACAUCAUUUUUCUGUUGAUCCAAAUUCUGAAGCAGCCAAUUUCAUCCAAUCUAAGGCAUGGAGUGCAGAAAAUGAAGACAAAGCAGUCGUAUCUAAUUCAAGGUUAGCUGAAACUGUCAAAUAAGUUCAACUGAUCAAUAAUACAAAUCGAAAUCUACAUGUCAUUCUUGAAAUCAAAGGACCAUAAACAAGUCAUUACAUUCCUACCUCCAAAAUCUAAUCUUUGAUGAAUCCUAAAAUUAUUACAACUAUGUUCACAAUUAUCAAAUAGAAAAGUCAAGAUGAGUUCCCAAAAUUAGAAUUGACUUUGUAGUAUAAAAAACAGGAACCUAGAUCAGAAUCUUAUCUAUAUAUAUCAAAUAUAAAUGAAAUGAACUUGGAGUUGUUAUGA